GAUGAUGAUGUUGAUUAUAUUGAUAAUUAUGCUUCUAGUAAUGAUGAUGAUGAUAGUUGUGAUAAUACGAAUUCGAAGAGGAAGAAAAUGAGUUUUUCUAAUAGCAGGAAGAAAGGGGAGUCCAAAAUGUGUCAUCAAUGUCAGAGGUCUGACAAAGAAAGAGUUGUGUGUUGUUCUAAAUGUAAAGUGAAAAGAUAUUGUCUUGCUUGUAUCAAUAGAUGGUAUCCCGGGAUGCUAGAAGAGGACUUUUUAAAAGCUUGCCCUGUAUGUCGUGACUUUUGCAACUGCAUAUCAUGUUUGCGGUUAGAUGGGACAGCAAAACAUUUGAUGAAUGUAGAAGUAAAGUUCAGUGAUGAAGAAAAACUCGAGUACUCUAAGCACAUUGUACGAGCACUUUUGCCUGCGUUGGAACAACUUAAUGCCGAGCAAAUGAUUGAAAAGCAGAUUGAGUAUCACAUUCAAGCAUUGCCAAAUUCGGAGGUUAAAAUAGCCAAAGCAGAAUACGAGAAGGACGAGUGUAUUUAUUGCAACUAUUGCAGUGCAGUUAUUGUUGAUUUUCACCGGAGGUGUUCUAGUUGUUCCUAUGAACUUUGCGUCACUUGUUGCAAGGAAUUAAGGAAUGGCAACUUGCAAGCAGAUGUAUCCGAAGUGAUGAUGCAAUAUAUUGACAAUGGACCGGAUUAUUUGCAUGGUAAAGGUUGUAGCGUAACUUCAGUCAAGAAUGGAACUUGUGCUGGAACGACUAAGGUGGCGAUGACAUCUAAAUGGAAACCCGUGGAAAAUGGUGCCAUUCCUUGCCCACCAAAAGAUAUGGGAGGCUGUUGUAACGGAACAUUGAAUUUGAGAUGUAUAUUUUCUGAGAAUUGGAUAUCGCAGCUGUUACUCAAAGCUAAAGAAAUAUCUCAAAAAUGUGAAGUGAAGGAAAUGUAUAAUGAUUCAGAAUUGCACUACUCCUGUUCAAAAUCUAAGGGUGAAAAUGGUACUUCUGGUGGCAAGCUACGUAAGGCAGCUGCUCGGGAAAGUUCAGAUGAUAACUAUGUGUUCUGUCCAGCAGCUGUGGAUACUCGGCGUGCAAAUUUGAGGAAUUUUCGUGUAUAUUUAGCUAGGGGUGAACCAGUUGUUGUAACUAACGUCCAUGAUAAUGCGUUGGGAUUGAGCUGGGAACCUAUGGUAAUAUGGCGUGUUUGUCGACAAACCAAGAAGGCUACUGAUGUUUUAAAUUGCUUAAAUUGGUGUAAGUUGGAAAAGAACAUACACCAGUUUUUUAUAGGAUACACAGAGGGUCGUUUUGACAGUUACGGGUGGCCUCAACUCUUAAAGUUGAAUGACUGGCCGCCAUCAGGUCUAUUUGAUGAGCAGCUGCCGCGUCAUGGUGCUGAAUUUUCAAGUUGUUUACCUUUUAUGGAAUAUACACAUCCUCAAUAUGGCUAUCUCAAUCUUGCUCUAAGACUUCCUGAUAACUGCGGGAAGCCAGAUUUAGGGCCUAAGGCAUACAUUGCUUAUGGUUUUCCUGAGGAGCUUGGACGCGGAGAUUCAGUCACCAAACUACACUAUGUUAUGACUGAUACGGUCAACAUGUUGAUGCACACUCAAGCAGUGGUCCCAACAGAUGAACAACUCUCCGUUAUAAAGAAGUUGAAACAGGUUCACAAAGAGCAGGAUCAGAGGGAAUUUGCAGCUGAUAAUGCUAACAGGACACAUGAGAGCCUUAAGGAUUACGUCCCUAAUGUAAACGAAAAAUCUGUGCUGAAAGGGAUAAACUUUUCUCAGGAGAAACAGAAAUGUGAUGGUUUGAAAGUUGAGAAUAAGAAGUAUUGCCUGCGAAGUGUAAAAGCUGCUUGUGAAACAAAGAAAGACGGAGAGGAUAGUAGUUCUCUUUUCGAGCAGGAUAAGCCUGAAGGAUUUGAAGACGCAGAUGGUGGCGGUGCUCUAUGGGAUGUCUUUAGGAGGCAAGAUGUUCCUAAAUUGGAGGAAUAUCUCAGGAAACACUUCAGGGAAUUUAGGCACAUAUAUGGCUCACCGUUGCUGCAGGUUGUUCAUCCCAUUCUUGACGAAACUUUCUACUUGAGCACCGAGCAUAAAAGGAGGCUAAAGGAAGAAUAUGGAAUUGAACCAUGGACAUUUGUUCAAAAAUUAGGCGAGGCUGUUUUCGUUCCUGCUGGAUGCCCUCAUCAAGUUAGAAAUUUAAAGUCCUGUAUCAAUGUCGCUGUUGAUUUUAUUUCUCCUGAAAAUGUGAAUGAGAGCAUUCGUUUGACUGAGGAGCUUCGCAAGCUUCCUAGAAAUCACGUAGCUAGGGAAGACAAGUUGGGGGUAAAGAAAAUCAUUGUUCAUGCAAUGAGCCAAGCGGUGAAUCAAUUGGAGAAGACACUAUUAAACUCUGAAGCAGGCAUCGGUACAGGAUUAUUCUUAUCAAGUUCGAUCAGCAGAAGUAUAAAUUCUAUGCCAGGACCAAGUACACCAAAACCUUCCUCCUCCGUUUCGGAAGAUCUAUCUAGUAGCAAGACUGACAAAAGAGAAGAAUAUGUUGCUCCAAGUGAGGACGAGAAACCAAGAACUACUGAAGUUAAUGUACAUUCUUCGCUUCCAGUUCUUUCAGCAAACAAGGCUCAAGAGAGGACAUCGGUUCCUAGUCAAGAGUUGAAGCAGUUCAUCGAUAUAGUGGACGUUGAAUCAACUUUCCACACGGUUCAGUCAUUCUUGAAGUCUUUACCAGAGCAGUAUCCCAGUCAACAGUCCGGCCUGCAGAGCAAUAGUACUUCUUCAGCCCAAACACUUGCAAAGUUGAUAUUUGAAUGUUCAAUCAGACUACCUUUAGAGGCAUUGGCUCAUGACCCGAUAAAUGAAAAAGAAAUGUGUGGUGCAAUUGCUGCUUUAAAUGAAAAUCCCUCAUCGUUAUUAUUUAGCGAUGAACAAGCCAAGCAAUUGGUAAAACUCAAGUAUGAAUUCCCCGUCAUGGUUAAGAAAUGGAGGGAGUUGGCACGAGCUGAGUUAAGUUACCAGGAAUUCUUGAACAACUUCGAAGAGGACAGGAAAAAGCUGGAUAACUGGAUUAGGUCAGAAGCAAAGCUGAAGUCGGAGUAUGAUAAAAAGGAGGAACAAGCUAGAGAGUUGGAAGCAUUACUUCAAGAUAUAAGGACCAGACAGAAAGAAAUCAUGGAUGAACGACAAGAAGGGUCUCAAGAAGCUCAAAAACUCGUGUCGUUAGCUCAACAAAAAGCUGGAAAGAUAGAAAGCACUAGCAAUGAAUUGGUAACAACAAAAAUGCAGAUGGACGGGUUGAGGAAAAAUUGGUCCAACUUUCAGUCUACAUUCCCAUAGGUGUUACAUUCCAGUCUCUCCUUUUUUUGGUUCCUCGGACUAGAUACAUUUUGGAAGGCGGAGUUAUAGUUCAUCUGUACGUAUAGAUCGUUGGAGGUUUUAGGCUGCUUUUGCCUGGUAUGUUGAUGUUUUUUGUAGAAGAGAGUGAUAAAUACAUAGUUGUGUGUUGUGCAAACUGUAAUGAUAAAUCAUUUUGCCUUCCUUACAUCAAACAACGGUAAGAAUUUAGACGCCGAUCCAGGAUUUAAACUUGAGAUGUUAAU
Molecule: messenger RNA, 3581 nt
Organism: Solanum pennellii
Lineage: Eukaryota; Viridiplantae; Streptophyta; Magnoliopsida; Solanales; Solanaceae
Product: lysine-specific demethylase JMJ25-like
Exons: 14
Coding region: 88-3318 (1076 amino acids)
Biological process (GO): regulation of transcription by RNA polymerase II
Cellular component (GO): histone deacetylase complex; chromatin
Molecular function (GO): transcription coregulator activity; histone H3K9 demethylase activity; chromatin DNA binding
Source: RefSeq, a predicted model, not a curated record